GCGGCGGUCGUCCCUCCGCUCUCUAUGGUGGUUGAUUCUUUUUUCCCCGUGGGCCCCGCGUCUCUUCCUUCGGCGAGACGGGAAAUGGCCGACGAGCAGCCAUAAGGGAGCGGGGCCGCCGGGAGUUCCGCCCGCCAGACAAGAUCUGAAAUGGUCCGAUACACUACUGUGCUCCUUCAGAGACUCAUGCUUGCUGAUGAUGAGAAGUAAAAACUUUAACUUGUUAAAGCAUAUAUUUUGUAAAAAUUGGAAAUAUCUUGGUCACUACUAGUGAAUGGGAUUUGUGUUGCUGAAAGCAUAAACGGAGAAUUAUAAAAUAACUGAUUGACACAGACCUGUGGCUUGAGAAGAAGUUUAUCUACUGGGAAAAAUGGGUCGAUCUAACUCUCGAUCACAUUCUUCAAGAUCAAAGUCCAGAUCUCAGUCCAGCUCUAGGUCAAGAUCCAGAUCACACUCUAGAAAAAAGAGAUACAGUUCUAGGUCUCGAUCAAGGACAUACUCACGAUCUCGCAGCAGGGAUCGUGUUUAUUCUAGAGAUUAUCGCAGAGAUUACAGAAAUAAUAGAGGAAUGAGACGUCCCUAUGGUUACAGAGGAAGAGGUAGAGGGUAUUACCAAGGAGGAGGUGGUAGAUACCAUCGUGGAGGUUAUAGGCCUGUCUGGAACCGAAGACACUCCCGAAGCCCUAGGCGUGGCCGUUCCCGUUCCAGAAGUCCAAAGCGAAGGUCUGUGUCUUCACAGAGAUCCCGGAGCAGAUCUCGUCGAUCUUACAGAUCUUCCAGGUCGCCGAGGUCCUCUUCAUCUCGUUCUUCAUCCCCAUACAGCAAAUCACCUGUCUCUUCCAAAAGACGUGGGUCUAUGGAAAAGCAGGCAAAGAAAACUGAAGGGGCUCCUUUGCAAGAUAGCCCUUUGAAAAAUAAAUCACAAGACGAACAGAAAGAUACGUUUGAACAUGACCCAUCAGAAUCUCUUGACGAUUUUAAUAAAUCAUCAGCAGCUUCUGGCGACAUUUGGCCUGGCCUUUCAGCGUAUGAUAACAGUCCAAGGUCACCCCACAGUCCUUCUAUUGCCACCCCGCCCAGUCAGAGUUCAUCUUGCUCUGAUGCCCCUUUGCUUAGUACAGCCCACUCAGCAAAGGACACACCUCAACAUUCCCAUUCCAUUCAGCAUAGUCCUGAGAGGUCUGGCUCUGGUUCCGUUGGAAAUGGUUCUAGCCGUUACAGUCCUUCUCAGAAUAGCCCAUUGCAUCACGUCCCUUCGAGGAGAAGCCCUGCAAAGACAAUCCCAUCACAGAGUGCUCCCCGUGAGGAGCCUCGAACACGUUCAUUUUAUCCCGAGACUGGGGAACAGGAAACUGUAAAAGGUGGAAAGUUUCUGAAAAGGUACACAGAUGAAGAGUCUAGAGUAUACCUGCUUGAUAGGGGUAAUACCAGGGAGAAGGAGGCCCAGAAGGAGAGAGGAUCAGAAAAAGGGAGGACAGAGGGAGAAAGGGAAUGGGAGGAUCAGGAAACUUUAGACUUUUUCGUUGAUAAAGAGACUGGGAAAGAGAAGUUUAAUGACUCUGAAGGGGAGGACACAGAGGAGACAGAGGAUUACAGACAGUUCAGAAAGUCUGUCCUGGCAGAUCAGGGUAAAAAUUUUCCUACUGCAUCUCACCGGAAUGCUGAGGAGGAAGGAACCAAAUACAAAUCUAAAGUAACAAUGAAGGGCAAUAGAGAGAGCGAUGGAUUUAGAGAUGAGAAAAGUUAUAAGCCUAAAGAGACUGGCUAUAUAGCGGAAAGGCCUAGUACAACAAAAGAUAAGCACAAGGACGAAGACAAGAGUUCUGAGAGACUAACGAUGAAGAAAGAAACUCAGUCACCUGAGCAGGUAAAGUCUGAAAAGCUCAAAGAACUCUUUGAUUACAGUCCCCCUCUACACAAGAAUCUGGAUGCGAGAGAAAAAUCCACCUUCAGAGAGGAGAGCCCACUUAGGAUCAAAAUGAUAGCCAGUGACUCCCAUCGUCCUGAAGUUAAACUCAAAAUGGCACCAGUACCUCUUGACGAUUCCAAUAGACCUGCUUCCUUGACUAAAGACAGGCUGCUUGCUAGCACACUUGUCCAUUCCAUCAAGAAGGAGCAAGAGUUCAGAUCCAUCUUUGACCACAUUAAGCUGCCACAGGCCAGCAAAAGCACGUCAGAGUCAUUUAUUCAGCAUAUAGUGUCCUUGGUUCAUCAUGUCAAAGAGCAAUACUUCAAGUCAGCUGGAAUGACCCUAAAUGAGAGGUUCACUGCAUAUCAAAAAGCAACUGAAGAGCACUGCACUCGGCAAAAGAGCCCAGAAAUACAUAGGAGGAUUGACAUCUCUCCAAGUGCCCUGAGGAAGCAUACCCGUUUAGCAGGUGAAGAGAGGGUCUUUAAAGAAGAAAGUCAAAAAGGAGAUAAAAAAUUAAGAUGUGAUUCUGCUGAUCUUCGGCAUGACAUUGACCGCCGUAGAAAAGAGCGAAGUAAAGAGCGAGGAGACUCAAAGGGCUCCAGGGAAUCCAGUGGGUCAAGAAAGCAGGAGAAAACUUCAAAAGAUUACAAGGAUUACAAAUCUUAUAAAGAUGACAGUAAGCAAAAAAGAGAGCAAGACCGUGCUAGAUCUUCUCCAUCUUCCUCUCCAUCUGCUUCUUCAUCCAGUUCUCGAGAAGAAAAGGAUUGCAAGAAAGAAAGAGAUGAAGAGUUCAAAACUCACCACGAACAGAAAGAAUACUCUGGUUUUGCAGGAGUCAGCAGGCCAAGAGGCACCUUUUUUCGAAUUAGGGGCAGAGGAAGAGCCAGAGGAGUCUUUGCUGGAACAAAUACUGGUCCCAGCAACUCAAAUACUACUUUUCAAAAGAGACCGAAGGAAGAGGAGUGGGAUCCUGAAUAUACCCCAAAAAGCAAGAAAUAUUUCUUGCAUGAUGACAGAGAUGAUGGUGUGGAUUAUUGGGCCAAACGAGGAAGGGGCCGUGGUACUUUCCAGCGUGGCAGAGGGCGUUUUAACUUCAAAAAGUCAGGUAGCAGUCCGAAGUGGACACAUGACAAAUACCAAGGGGAUGGGAUUGUGGAAGAUGAAGAAGAAACGAUGGAGAACAACGAAGAAAAGGACAGACGCAAGGAGGAAAAGGAAUAACCCUGGAAGAAAGCUGAAAGAGCAGCUUUUGCACCACCCACACAACAUUUUUAAUAUGUUCUUUUUGUUGUCAAAUGAAUGUAAGCAUUUUACUUAAAUUUUACUGUUGGAAGUAGUUUAGAAGGAUUGUUUUUCUGUUUUAAGCCUUUAGGAAAAAAAAUCUUGAUAUAGUAAACUAUGUUAAUGAUCGUACAGUUAGAAAGUAAAAUAUUUGUAACAACUUUUAAGAAAUUUUACUGUUUGUUAUAUGCAGUGUAAUUCUGCUUUGUCCAAAUACAUGGUCAAGUACAACUCUUAAAAGUUUUGAUUCUCCCCUAUGUCUGUGUUUUAUUCUGAAGUAAACUUCCAGCUCUGCACACCUGAAA
Molecule: messenger RNA, 3498 nt
Organism: Lagopus leucura (white-tailed ptarmigan)
Lineage: Eukaryota; Metazoa; Chordata; Aves; Galliformes; Phasianidae
Gene: BCLAF1
Product: BCL2 associated transcription factor 1
Exons: 14
Coding region: 371-3133 (920 amino acids)
Biological process (GO): positive regulation of transcription by RNA polymerase II
Cellular component (GO): mediator complex
Molecular function (GO): DNA binding; transcription coregulator activity
Source: RefSeq, a predicted model, not a curated record